Rhipicephalus microplus (southern cattle tick) is the source of this 1342-nucleotide messenger RNA. RefSeq names its product exodeoxyribonuclease. The record is from RefSeq and is a predicted model, not a curated record. Gene Ontology annotation, cellular component: nucleus. Gene Ontology annotation, biological process: base-excision repair. Gene Ontology annotation, molecular function: phosphoric diester hydrolase activity; DNA binding; endonuclease activity. NCBI's taxonomy places the organism in Eukaryota, Metazoa, Arthropoda, Arachnida, Ixodida, Ixodidae.
GUAAUCCUGGUGGUGCCAGUAAACGCGUGCCGAAGUCUAGAGCGAAACUGCACUCCUUUUCACGCCAAGUUAUGAGGAACCAGUUUAGAGGAUGAUUGCCGGUUUCUCCGAUUACGGCGUCAGUUCAUCCAGCCACGUGACUAAAAUGGCAACUAUGACAGCGUACUUUUCGCGUUUUUCGCGCCCGUUUGCGGCUCUCACUUCUUGGCGGUGCUCGCUGGAGGUGAACAUAUCGAUAAAUUUGUGCCGCUGCGCAAGUUUAUUUGUUACAAUGGGCAAAUCGGAUGCCAAAAAGACGUCAAAGAGGAAGCGAGGUGGAGAUGGGGAAGCGACGGAAGCGGAACAAGGCACCGCUGCGAAUAACGAGCCCGAAGCAACACCAAAGAAACCCAAAUCUGCUGAAGCCGGCGAUCAAGCUGGAAGCGGCGACUCUGAUAAAAAGCCGUGGAAUUUAAAGCUAUGCUCCUGGAACGUCAAUGGUGUGCGCGCGUGGCUUGGGAAAGAGGGUCUGGAAUACCUAAAGAAAGAGCAACCUGACGUCUUUGCCAUCCAGGAGACCAAGUGCUCCGAUUCGAAGUUGCCUCCGGAAAUCAAGAACGUGGAGGGCUAUAAUGCGUACUUUUUAGCGGGAGACCAAGAAGGUUAUUCAGGGGUCGGGCUCUUGACGAAAAUCAAACCGCUCGACGUCAAAUACGGCAUCGGUGUGGAUAAGCACGAUAAAGAGGGAAGGGUCAUUACCGCAGAGUACGAGAAAUUCUACCUCGUAGCCGUGUACGUUCCUAACGCCGGGAAGAAGUUGGUUCGCUUGGAUUACCGCAUGGAGUGGGACCAAGAUUUCCGCGCCUACCUGAAGGAACUGGAGACCAAAAAACCAGUCGUGCUUUGCGGCGACAUGAACGUCGCGCAUCAAGAGAUUGAUCUCGCCAAUCCCAAAACUAACAAAAAGAACGCGGGUUUCACCCAAGAGGAACGCGACGGCUUUACGACUCUGCUGGACGCCGGUUUCGUCGACUCGUUCAGGCACCUCUAUCCGGACAAGAAGGGAGCGUACACCUUUUGGACUUACAUGAUGAACGCGAGAGCCAAAAAUGUUGGCUGGAGGCUGGACUAUUUCAUCCUGUCCAAUGCAUUAGAGAGGAACAUAAGUGACAGCUUGAUCCACAGUGAGGUGAUGGGCAGUGACCAUUGUCCAGUUGUUUUGUUGCUGAACAUUUGACGCCGCCAACCAUUCAUAUCCUGUUGCGUUGCUUCAUACGGCCACUGAUCUGUGUUCAUUUUUUUUUUUUUCAGUACUGUAACCUAGCAUAAAUUAGAAAAAUAAAACACCGGAACCCUUUCUGAA